Molecule: messenger RNA, 875 nt
Organism: Chiloscyllium plagiosum (whitespotted bambooshark)
Lineage: Eukaryota; Metazoa; Chordata; Chondrichthyes; Orectolobiformes; Hemiscylliidae
Gene: org
Product: oogenesis-related gene
Source: RefSeq, a predicted model, not a curated record
UUUGGCGGUUCACGUGUUUCCUUGUUGGCUUAAACCCGCUGCGGCCAGGCUAUCCGCUUUAGUAUAGUACUUCAAAGACUGGGCUGUUGCGGUUCUGUUUGUUCACUAUGGUCUUACAGGAAGAUAUUAUUGGUGGUAGUGAGGAACGUAAAGAUGUCCAGGAAAAAUGCUCAACGACUGCAAAAGGUUCCUUGCUCGCCUUCUUGAGUAGGAUGUCUGGAUUUGGACCGCUAAAAUACCUGUUCAUCGUGAUUCGGAGGUUGUCAACUUGGGCCACUUUCUCGGCGCCAGUGGAGGAAAUAAAAGCUGCUGACACUAAUGCGCUGAAGGAAAGGCGCUGGGUUACAGGGAAGAAACGCCUGAACAGAUUAGCUCGAUUUGUGUUUGCUAUAGCACCCUACAGACUGCAACAGAUGCUUGGCUUCCCUGUGCACAGCAGUUUAGGUCAAGGUGAAAUUUCAGAUGAACUACGAUCAUCGCCUAAUAAACCAUAUGGCAAAGGAAGCAAAAGGAAGCAAGAUGAUCUAGCUGAUGAAGAACUCUGCUGGUUUGAAUCUUUGUCCUGUGAUCUGCCAGAAGAUGAUGAUUCAGUGGAGGAUCCUACUUAUGAGCCCAGCAAAUGCUGUACUGACUCUGAGGAAGUCAGUGAGGAGCACAGGGAAUGUAAUGAUACAGAGACUGACUUGGAGGUAGAGGAGACUGGAGACUCUGGCUUUUUGAGACUGAAAGAGACUCCACUUUGCGAGCGGAGUGAAAAUGAUGCACCUUGCAUUGAUUCUGACAAGCAUAUCAAUUCUUAAGAUUGAGAAGCUGAGUAUGACUGAAUUUUCUCCAUAAAUAUUUGUGAACUUUUGUAAUUUGAAUCAACUGUACUU